Messenger RNA from Phalaenopsis equestris, 883 nucleotides. RefSeq names its product 60S ribosomal protein L15-1. Gene Ontology annotation, biological process: cytoplasmic translation. Gene Ontology annotation, molecular function: structural constituent of ribosome; RNA binding. Gene Ontology annotation, cellular component: ribosome; cytosolic large ribosomal subunit. The transcript is spliced from 4 exons. The record is from RefSeq and is a predicted model, not a curated record. Lineage: Eukaryota; Viridiplantae; Streptophyta; Magnoliopsida; Asparagales; Orchidaceae. Bases 94 to 708 code for a protein of 204 amino acids.
CCUCGACCUCGCCUAUUUAUUACUUCUCCCAAAACCCUAGCUUCGUUCAGACAUCAGAACGCAGAGGCGCCGCUUGCAGCUGUUUCUCCGACCAUGGGAGCAUACAAGUACGUUUCUGAGCUAUGGAGGAAGAAGCAGAGCGAUGUCAUGCGAUUUCUGCAGAGAAUUCGCUGCUGGGAAUACCGCCAGCUCCCCUCCAUUGUUCGGCUCACCAGGCCCACUCGCCCUGAUAAGGCCCGCCGCCUUGGUUACAAGGCCAAGCAGGGCUUUGUCAUCUACCGAGUCCGUGUGAGGCGUGGAGGCCGCAAGAGGCCCGUGCCAAAGGGUAUAGUCUACGGAAAACCGAAGAACCAAGGUAUCACCCAACUGAAGUUCCAACGCAACAAGCGUUCAGUCGCCGAGGAGAGAGCUGGCAGAAAGCUUGGUGGCCUGAGGGUCCUCAACUCCUACUGGAUCAAUGAGGAUUCAACCUACAAAUACUUUGAAAUAAUCCUUGUUGAUCCCGCACACAACGCCAUUCGGAACGACCCCAGGAUUAACUGGAUCUGCAACGGCGUUCACAAGCACAGAGAGCUUCGUGGACUCACCUCUGCCGGGAAAAAGUACAGGGGACUUCGCGGCAAAGGCCAUCUCCAUCACAAAGCAAGGCCCUCUCGCAGAGCAACCUGGAAGAGGAACCAGACCUUGUCGCUCCGCCGAUAUCGCUAAGACUCCUCCAUCCUCAACCCUCACUUUCGAUCAGUUUGUUCUGUUGAUUUCCCAUAAAACUAUUGAACUUUUGUUCCAUCUUGUUCCAGUGAGUAUUUUAUAUGCUUGAAUGAUGAAACUGUAGCAAUGUUGCAGAGUUUUUGAGUUUAAUGGCCUUCUAUUCUUAUUUCUUUUA